CGGAAGAGCCUGGGCCGACAUGAGGCUGUGUAACCGUGGUAUGCAGAUGCUGCUGACCACAGCGGGGGCUUUCUGCGCCUUCAGCCUCAUGACCAUCGCAGUGGGCACGGACUACUGGCUGUACUCCCGCGGGAUGUGCCGCUCCAAGAACCUGAACGACAACGAGACCGUCCGCAAGAACGAGGAGGUCCUGACCCACUCUGGUCUGUGGAGGACCUGCUGCACCGAGGGGACAUUUCGGGGUGUUUGCAAAGACAUUGAUCAUUUUGCUGAGGAUGCAGACUAUGAGCAGGAUGCUGCAGAGUAUUUACUACGAGCAGUACGAGCCUCCAGCCUCUUCCCCAUCCUCAGUGUGGGAUUAUUAUUUCUCGGAGGUGUGUGUGUAGCUGCCAGCGAGUUCUACAAGUCACGUUACAACGUCAUCCUCAGUGCGGGUAUACUCUUUGUCUCUGCAGGUCUCAGUAACAUUAUUGGCAUCAUCGUGUACAUAUCCGCAAACUCAGGGGACCCCAGCCAGAGCGACCAUAAGAAGAGCUACUCCUAUGGCUGGUCUUUUUAUUUUGGAGCUCUGUCCUUUGUGCUCGCUGAGAUGGUGGGCGUCCUUGCAGUUCAUGUGUUCAUAGAAAAACACCGACAGCUGCGCACUAAAGGCCGGCCGUCCCUCAUUAAGCCGCCCAUCUCUCGCAGCUCAUCUUACUACCGGAACCGUAGCUACCAGAACCGCUCACGCCGAUACAGUUACAGGGGCAACAGUGCAGGGGACUCGAUCUCACACUCCUUUCGAGCAUCCUUGGUGCGAGACAGAGAGCCGUCGCUCUCAGCUGAAUCCAAAGCCAUGGAAAGUUUGCCAACACCAGUGACAGUGGGCUCAGAGUUCAUGCUCUACACCUUAACCUCACCUUUCAAAGACAGUAAGAUGGAGAUGGCUGUGGAUGAUUUAACUACUGAAGCUGUGCACACCAACACAGAGAUGCUGCCUGGAAACUGUGCUGCCAACAGAAGGACCACGCCUGUCUGAGAGGAGGAUGUACAGAGAUUAAACAUAAGAGGAACUUCUGUGAGAGGAGAACAUUAAAUGAAAGGAAGUCCUCUCAAACUCUUGGUAAAGAAAGAGGAAAGACUUCAGAGACCGGAAUAGACCUGCAUCAACUAAUCAGUCAGAAAAUAGUGAAAUAAAUCACAAUGACAAUUUCCCAGAGCCCAGCGUGACGCCUCCAAAUUGCUUGUUUUGUCUGACCAACAGUCCAAAACCCACAGAUAUUCAAUUUACAAUGAUACAAAACAAAGAAAUUAAGUUAAACCUUAUGUAUGAGAGGCUGGAAUCGGAGAAGGUGGAUUUUUGCCUGAAAAAUACCUAUGUUGUGCUCUUUGUAUGCCAUUCCGCUAUGCCAUUACAGUAGCUAUAUCCACAGUAUAUCUGUAGUGUGUGUGCAGAUGAGUGUGUAUAAUAAUAGGAAUGUGUGUAUGAGACAGUUACAGUCAUGCAGAGAAAGACAGAAAGGAGGAGCUGUUCAUGAAAAUAAGAAACUAUAACAUAGAAAUACAAGACACACAUAAACAUACAUCUGGGAAUGACAUACUGUAACUAUGUCCUGUUCCUGUCCUCCUUCUUGUGGACCUAAGCUCAACAUCGAAACCCCAUUAAAUGCAUUAGAUCUCUCUCCA
Molecule: messenger RNA, 1665 nt
Organism: Sander lucioperca (pikeperch)
Lineage: Eukaryota; Metazoa; Chordata; Actinopteri; Perciformes; Percidae
Gene: cacng3a
Product: voltage-dependent calcium channel gamma-3 subunit
Exons: 4
Coding region: 20-1018 (332 amino acids)
Biological process (GO): transmission of nerve impulse; positive regulation of synaptic transmission, glutamatergic; neurotransmitter receptor transport, postsynaptic endosome to lysosome
Cellular component (GO): postsynaptic density membrane; AMPA glutamate receptor complex
Molecular function (GO): voltage-gated calcium channel activity; channel regulator activity
Source: RefSeq, a predicted model, not a curated record